AGCAGCAUGGCGGCCUUAGACAGUGACAGCGAGGAAGACUUGGUCAGCUAUGGGAAGAAUCUGGAGCCGCUGGAAGAAGGUGAAAGACCAAAGAAGCCAGUUCCUCUUCAGGACCAGACUGUCCGAGAUGAGAAAGGAAGAUACAAGCGGUUUCAUGGAGCCUUCAGUGGCGGUUUCUCUGCGGGUUACUUUAACACUGUGGGCUCCAAGGAAGGAUGGACGCCUUCUACCUUUGUGUCUUCACGGCAGAACAGAGCAGACAGGUCUGUUCUUGGGCCCGAAGACUUUAUGGAUGAAGAGGAUCUUAGUGAAUUUGGAAUAGCACCUAAAGCCAUUGUGACCACCGAUGACUUUGCAUCUAAAACCAAAGACAGAAUACAAGAAAAGGCCAGGCAGUUAGCAGCAGCUGCUGCCCCGAUUCCUGGAGCUACACUCCUUGAUGACUUCGUGACACCAGCAAAGUUGUCUAUUGGUUUUGAAUUGCUCAGAAAAAUGGGCUGGAAGGAAGGACAAGGAAUUGGUCCUCGUGUGAAAAGGAGACCACGUCGGCAAAAACCUGAUUCUGGAGUGAAGAUCUAUGGUUGUGCCUUACCCCCUGGAGGCUCUGAGGGAUCCGAGGAUGAAGAUGACGACUACCUGCCAGAAAAUGUGACCUUUGCUCCCAAAGAUGUCAUGCCUGUGGAUUUCACACCUAAGGAUAACGUACACGGGCUGGCCUACAGGGGCCUGGACCCCCGCCAGGCACUGUUUGGAACUUCGGGAGAACAUUUUAAUCUUUUUGGUGGGGGACCCGAGGAGCCCGGCAAUCUUCUUGAAGAUAUUAGAGUGAAUAAAGGAAGAAAACUGGGCAUUUCAGGCCAGGCAUUCGGGGUAGGUGCCCUGGAAGAAGAAGAUGAUGAUAUUUAUGCCACAGAGACGCUGUCCAAGUAUGACACAGUUCUGCGGGACGAGGAGCCUGGAGAUGGGCUCUAUGGCUGGACAGCCCCCAAGCAGUACAAGGGUCAUAAAGACGCUGAGAAAGACCUUCGUUACGUUGGCAAAAUUCUGGAUGGAUUUUCCUUGGCCUCUAAACCCUUAUCUUCUAAGAAAACAUACCCACCACCUGACUUGCCAAAAGACUAUCGGCCGGUACAUUAUUUCAGACCUGUGGUAGCUGCAACUCCAGAGAACUCCCGCUUAUGCCAGGUGUUAUCGGAGUCAGCUGGAAAGGUGGCACAGGGCCAGGGGAUGCCAAGUAGGCACCAGCUGAAUGCCUCCAAGCGGGGGGCAAUGCUGGGAGAGACGUCCAUUCAAGGCUCAUCUACCUCAGUGUUAGAAUUUUUGACCCAGAAAGAUAAGGAGAGAAUCCAGGAAAUGAAGCAAGCAUCUGACCUGAAGACAGCUCAGGUCAAGGCCCAGAGGUUGGCCCAGCACGCAGCCCACAGCCGGCUGCAGUCCCCACCUGCAGACCCUGCACUCAGCUCCUGGCGCACGGCAUGGAACAGUGGCUGCACAAGCACCAAGACAGCCAGCAGUUUCAAACCUUUUGCGAAGGACCCAGAAAAGCAGAAGCGAUAUGAGGAGUUUCUGGCGAAUGUGAAACGCGGUCAGAAAGAUGCUCUGGAACGUUGUCUGGACCCCAGCAUGACAGAGUGGGAACGAGGCCGCGAACAGGACGAAUUUGCACGCGCUGCACUCCUGUAUGAAUCCUCCUCUUCGACCCUGUCCUCCAGGUUCACACACGCCAAGGAAGAGGAUGACACGGACAAAGUUGAAGUCCCUCGUGACCAAGAGAAUGACGUGGGUGACAAGCAGUCGGCUGUGAAGAUGAAGAUGUUUGGGAAGCUCACCCGGGACACAUUUGAGUGGCACCCUGACAAGCUGCUGUGCAGGCGCUUCAACGUCCCUGACCCAUACCCAGAUUCAACCAUAGUUGGCUUACCAAGAGUGAAACGUGACAAGUAUUCUGUCUUCAAUUUCCUGACACUUCCCGAUCCAGCCUCCUUGCCUACCACUCCAGCCUCCAGUGAGAGAGGGACACAGAACAAAGGUCCUGACAAAUCAAGAAAGCCAUCCAGAUGGGAUACAUCUAAACAGGAAAAGAAAGAAGAUUCUAUUAGUGAAUUUUUAAGCUUGGCUAGAUCCAAAGUUGAUUCACCCAAACCAGAGCCCAGUCCAUUAACAAAGAAAGAGGAAGAGCCCGUCGUGGAAUCGUCUUCAGAUCAGGUGGCAGAUAAAGGUGUGAAUGCACAGGCUGAGGGGGAAGUGAGCCGUCCACCCAUGGACUUGUUCAAGGCCAUCUUUGCCAGUUCCUCUGAUGAAAAGUCGUCCUCCUCUGAGGAUGAGGCUGGAGACAGCGAAGAUGAUGAGGCAACUGGGGAGGCUGACUUGAAAAGUUCCCAGGAGCCCAACUUGGAAAUACCGUCUGUGGCCCCCGCCAGCCAGCCUGCCCCCCAGGAGCCUGUUCCCACGCCCACCUUUCCCAUUCACAAGCUGCAGCUGGAUGAGCGGGAAGAGUUCGGCCCUCGUCUGCCGCCUGUCUUCUGCCCUAAUGCUCGUCUGGAACCCGAGCCGCCUCCAAAAGAGAAACAUAAGAAAAAUAAAGAAAAGCACAAGGCCAAAAAGGAGCACCGACGAAAGAAAGAGAAGAAAAAGAAGCACCGGAAGCACAAACACAAAGGCAAGCAGAAGAACAAGAAGUCAGAGAAAAGCAGUAGUUCUGAGAGCACCACGAGCAGUGACAGCCAGAGUGACGAGGAGGGGGUGGCGGGCUUGUCACCCCAGGAAUUGCUGAGACGGUAGGCAGUGCUACAGCAGAUUAC
Messenger RNA from Suncus etruscus (white-toothed pygmy shrew), 2801 nucleotides. RefSeq names its product G-patch domain containing 1 (gene GPATCH1). Gene Ontology annotation, cellular component: nucleus. Gene Ontology annotation, biological process: mRNA processing. The record is from RefSeq and is a predicted model, not a curated record. The coding region runs from base 7 to 2781 and encodes 924 amino acids. The transcript is spliced from 19 exons. Gene Ontology annotation, molecular function: RNA binding. Lineage: Eukaryota; Metazoa; Chordata; Mammalia; Eulipotyphla; Soricidae.